Molecule: messenger RNA, 732 nt
Organism: Eruca vesicaria subsp. sativa (arugula)
Lineage: Eukaryota; Viridiplantae; Streptophyta; Magnoliopsida; Brassicales; Brassicaceae
Source: the annotation of a GenBank genome assembly
AUGCUAAGCUUCGUUAUGUCGAAACACUCCGUUUCUCCAAUUCGUCUAACGGCUGAGAAGUCGAGUUCGAAGAGGAGGGUGGAUCUUCUGAUGUCUAAGUCGGGCCGUUCCUCGGAUCCUUAUGACGAAUCCGAGCCUGAGCUUCUAGCCCUGAAUCCUUUAACUUAUGUUUCGCAACCUCCUUCGAUGGUGGGCCCCGCAUCAUCGGUGAAAGGGGGUGAUUUGGUCAAAUGGAAAAAUGACUAUCUGCUUUCUUCCUCCGCCGUCCUCCGCGUUCCCGAUUCUAUGGGUAGACCGGAGGAGAUUUUUAUUUAUGAAGCUUUCUUUGAGUCUGGCUUCAGAGAAGAUAUACCGUCGUUAAUUACAGAUCUUUGCGAUUUUUUCCGGAUCUCUCCUUCCCAACUCAAUCCUCUUGCCUGGCGUAUCCUCAUAGCCAUUCAAAAUUCUAGCCACGAAGAAUGUCUUCCCUUAGGCGUCGACGAGGUGCUGUUUGCUUAUCAUCUUGCCCCUAUCAAUGGUGGAGAAGGCCGCUUUCACCUUUGGCCGCGCAGUGGUCUCCCCAUCAUAGAGGAAUUUCCGAAAAAUGAUCGCAAGGGCCUCUGGGACUUGGCCAGGGAGUUUGAUCGGUUCAAGGCCAUGGCUCUCGCCGAGGAAAAUUUCAAAGGCGUGGAUCCUCCCUCUUUCGAGGAUGAACCAGCCAUCCCUCCAUCUUCCGGCUCUGGCGGAUCCUGA